UCAAAAAAGAACAACCGCAUUACACAGUACCAUUGUACCACACCCCCACACAUCCAUCAAACAUUUUUAUCCAUCAACACUCUCUCAUUCUCACUCACACUCACACUCACUCUCACUCUCAUAUUCUCACUCUCAACUAACCCACCAUAUUUCUCUCACUCAUCACUCAGAUCUUCUCCUCCUCCUACUCAUCAAAAGCUUGUGCCUUUGAUCUUUCAAAAAAAAAAUGGCUCUUAUGCUUGACAAUUGUGAGGGCAUAUUGCUCUCUUUAGACUCACACAAAUCAGUCCCAGCACCAUUUCUCACCAAAACCUAUCAACUUGUAGACGAUCCAGCCACAGACCACAUAGUUUCUUGGGGUGAAGAUGACACUACCUUCGUUGUUUGGAGACCUCCUGAGUUUGCUCGUGACCUCCUUCCCAACUAUUUCAAGCACAACAAUUUCUCUAGCUUCGUUCGCCAGCUUAACACUUAUGGUUUUAGAAAGAUUGUACCGGAUAGAUGGGAGUUUGCGAACGAGUUCUUCAAAAAGGGAGAGAAGCACUUGCUUUGUGAGAUCCAUAGAAGGAAAACCGCGCAGCCACAAGUAGGUAUAAACCAACACCACCAUCAUCAUCACCCACAUUCUCCACUGGGUGUCAACCCGAGUUGCCCGAGUUUCUUUCCCUUUUCAAACAGAGUCAGCAUAUCUCCAUCUGACUCGGAUGAGCAAGCUAAUUGGUGUGACUCACCCCCUUUAGUCUCAUCCCCAAGAGGUGGACUUGCAGGCAACUACAAUAACUCAGUGACUGCGCUUUCAGAGGACAAUGAAAGACUAAGAAGAAGCAACUCGAUGCUAAUGUCUGAGCUAGCACACAUGAGGAAGCUUUACAAUGAUAUAAUAUACUUUGUUCAAAACCAUGUGAAACCUGUGGCUCCAAGCAAUACUUACCCUUCUUCUCUACUUCUUUGUAGCCCACAAGCAACGGCUACCACACCUAUUGGUUCUAAUACUCCAAUGGUGCAAAAGCCAUUGAACCAGCUUUUUGGAUACUGUCAGAGUAAUAACCCUAAGCAAGCUUUUCAAAACACCCAUGUUAUGAACUCUCCAACUACUACUACUACAUCAAAGACUAGUUCUUUGACAAUUCUUGAUGAACCCAACAGCAAUAGCUGCAAGACCAAGCUUUUUGGAGUGCCACUUCAAUAUUCAAAGAAAAGGUUGCACCCUGAGUACGGUUCUAAUCCCAUCAACAUGGAGACUACCAAAGCUCGUUUGGUCUUGGAAAAGGAUGACUUAGGCUUAAAUCUUAUGCCUCCUACAUGUUAGUUUUCCUCGAAUCCAUUUAGAAAAUUAAGUUCUUUUUUGAUUUUCUUCUCCAAUUUUUUUGUUUCUUUUUCUUUUUGAGUCUUGAGAGAGUUUAAUGAUAUUGUUGACAAUAUGUGUGUGUGCGUGCGUGUGUGUUUGUGAGUGACUCUAUGUGAGUCUGUGUAUAUAACUUUAGUGCCAGCCAGUAUUAUCUUUGUUCCCCCCGGGCAUGAAUGCAGGUGGGUUUUGGUUAGAGUGAAGAAGAUCAAAGCAAAGCGUAUUAAAUCACCAAUACCAUCUUUUUCUUUAAGCUUUAUUUAUUCUUUGUAGUGGUGCAAUUUAUUGCUUUUGAUUAUGGA
This is a messenger RNA of Quercus lobata, 1647 nucleotides long. RefSeq names its product heat shock transcription factor B4 (gene HSFB4). The transcript is spliced from 2 exons. The coding region runs from base 227 to 1309 and encodes 360 amino acids. Gene Ontology annotation, cellular component: nucleus. NCBI's taxonomy places the organism in Eukaryota, Viridiplantae, Streptophyta, Magnoliopsida, Fagales, Fagaceae. The record is from RefSeq and is a predicted model, not a curated record. Gene Ontology annotation, molecular function: RNA polymerase II cis-regulatory region sequence-specific DNA binding; DNA-binding transcription factor activity. Gene Ontology annotation, biological process: regulation of transcription by RNA polymerase II.